This is a messenger RNA of Pocillopora damicornis (cauliflower coral), 609 nucleotides long. RefSeq lists its product as uncharacterized. Gene Ontology annotation, cellular component: membrane. The record is from RefSeq and is a predicted model, not a curated record. NCBI's taxonomy places the organism in Eukaryota, Metazoa, Cnidaria, Anthozoa, Scleractinia, Pocilloporidae. Gene Ontology annotation, molecular function: G protein-coupled receptor activity. Gene Ontology annotation, biological process: G protein-coupled receptor signaling pathway.
CUUCCUCGUGAGCUGAUUAUUUUGGGUGGUGGCUUUAACAAGAUAUCCGAUCGGCAACCGUCACAUUCAUCACUGAAGCUGCACAAUGUCCGAAAAUGAACAAAAUUCUACGUCUAAAAACCUCGAUUCCGCUGGUAGUGAACUCACUUUCUCGACAGCAGUGGUUAUCGCUCUCCUAUCAGUCCCAGCAGUAGCGGGAAAUGCGUUGAUUUUAGCCACAAUCUGGCGGAGGACUUUUCUUAGAACAUCAUUCCAUUCUCUUCUUAGCGGAUUAGCAGUCACUGACUUUCUAACAGGACUUAUUUCCCAGCCUUUGUACGCUUCGUCCCACUUGAUAAAUGGACAAAACGCGGCAGUAAAACCAGAUAAUCCAGAGGUAGUAAAUGUCCUUGGAAUAAUCGCUGGAUUUAGCACCUACCUCUUUAUCAACAUCACUCUUGCUACUAUGACAGUAAUGUCCAUUGAGCGAUGGUUGCAUAUGUCUAGGAGAUCUUCUACAACAUCCCAUCGCCGAUAUUACGCUGCUAUGGUGAGGUGAAAGAAAGCUCUAUAGACCUGUCAAUGGUGCUCGUAUUUCUGUCUUCGUCGCUCAACCCAGGGUUGUACCUU